GCAAAAUAUACACAGGACAAAGUGUGAUGUCUGGCAUGUAAGAUGCCACUCACAUUUCUGUACGUAUAAUGCGAAGCCCUCGAUUCAUAAGUGGUGUAGUGACCUCCUCUUCCCAAUUUUCCUGGAAGCUUUUUCCCUUGUUUUCUCGUUUAAAAGAACAGUUGGGAAAAUAUAAUGGCUUCAAAUUGGCUUGAAAAAGCAGUCGUCCUCAUAUUUAGCGGCAUCUGGCGCAUAAGAUUGACCUUGGCUGCAACGCUCGACUCUCCGUCGCCCCAAGCCUGGCCCUCUUCAUACACCGUGGCGAACGCCCCUGGACGUGCGCCCUUCUUUCGGGGCGACUCCUUCGUGGUGUACUCACAACCUAUGACUACCAAGUAUGGAGAGGCCUGCAACGAGAGGCAAGCGCCGAUUCCCUUGCCUGCUUACAUUGCCGCUCGCUUCAACGGGUCGGUCAUGGCGGUAACAGGUCUGGAGGUCGACGUCGUCCAAGUCGACUCUAACACAGGCCUAGAGCGAAGCGUGCCCAGGGCAGAUUUUUACAAUCAUCAUUAUAUACUUGGGCUGCGCUCCGCCUGGUACAUAUCCCCCUCUGCGUCUCCAAGUGAUGAAGAGCAAGUUGAGCAGCAGGAAGCAAUUAGCACCGGUAGUCGGGAAGGAAAUGCAACGCAUGGCCUGCUUUUGCCCCACAGCGGUAAGGGCCGCGUGCGAGAUGGUAGUUUUCGAAAAGAUAUCGCAGACGCUGACCUCAAGGCGUCAACGAGCAGCCACGACCAGGGAACCUUCGGUGGCGUCAGGCGCACCCAGGAGAGCGCCGUGCUCCAACCUGAUCUUGGCGUCCGUCUGAGCCCCAAGACCUCGGCUUCAGCUCCUCCUCUACGGAAUGUCUCCAGAGCCAUCUCUGCCUUACGAGGGACCAUCCCUCUCCUUCAAGUUUUCUGUGAGGCCAAUGGGGGGGAAUAUAAGGAAACCUACCGAGGUUUUCCACCCGGCUAUGCCCAACUGAUUGCCUCCCCCGCCUAUUUCUGGCCAAUUCAGCUUCAUUUUAUCAAUACCAGGGCCUCUAUACCUCGCUCCCUCGUCCCUGCCUCGUCCCGCGCCGACCCCACCCGGGACUCAUGGAACGGACUGAUCGAAUGCCCCUGCUCCAACAGGCGGACCUUCGACCUGAGGGCGAAUUUGGUGGAUGGGAAGCCCCCAUACCCGGUCCACUGUCAAGGUGAGGUGCUGGCCCAGAGCAAUCCCGUCUGCUCCCUUGCCACCUACCAAGGUGGCCUCCGCUGCUGUGAGCCUGGCAUGGUCUUGCUGGACAGGGAGCAGCUGCAGCCAGUGGAGGAGGACACCUACCUACUGAAGGCGCGCUUCUGGUACGAGGAGUACCGCGAGGAGGGGGCCGGGCAAGGGCGGGGGGACGCAGUGGAG
This is a messenger RNA of Nannochloropsis gaditana CCMP526, 1419 nucleotides long. RefSeq lists its product as uncharacterized. The annotation marks the transcript as partial. The transcript has a single exon. The record is from RefSeq and is a predicted model, not a curated record.